CACCUAUUAGUGGAGUCUUUACUGAACUUGAGCGUGUUUCUGAUCCUGUUUUUGCUCAAAAAUUAAUGGGUGAUGGUUUUGCAAUAAAGCCGCAGCCAGAUGAAAGCGUUGUUUAUUCGCCAGUCGAAGCUAAAGUAGUUUCACUCCCUGAAUCUAAACAUGCGGUUGGGCUCGUAACCGAUGACGGUGAUGAGGUACUGCUUCAUAUUGGAAUUGAUACGGUUAAUUUGAACGGUAAAGGAUUUACAGCAUUAGUUAAGCUGGGCGACAAGGUAAACAAGGGCCAGGAACUGAUUGAACUCAACCGGCAAUUUUUAACUGCAAAGCAGGCGGAUUUGACCACUAUUGUUGUUUUAACCAAUUAA
Molecule: messenger RNA, 365 nt
Organism: Apis florea (little honeybee)
Lineage: Eukaryota; Metazoa; Arthropoda; Insecta; Hymenoptera; Apidae
Product: PTS system glucose-specific EIIA component-like
Source: RefSeq, a predicted model, not a curated record